Molecule: messenger RNA, 1785 nt
Organism: Lactuca sativa (garden lettuce)
Lineage: Eukaryota; Viridiplantae; Streptophyta; Magnoliopsida; Asterales; Asteraceae
Source: RefSeq, a predicted model, not a curated record
AUAUUUCCAAUAAUAUUUUACUUUUACAUACAAAUAAUUAUAGAAAAUCUUCAAGUCAUUGCCGUGUUUGACCUCAAACGUGAUAUAGAGCAUCAUACAUACUUUUAGAGAGAGAAAGAGAGAAAAUCAUCUAGAGAGAGAGAUUGAUUUUUAUUUGGUACCUUGAUUUGGAAGAUGAGAGGUGUGAAUGAUACCAUGGUGACCAUUAACGCCGCCGCGACGGCGAUCCAGUCGGCGGAGAAUAGAGCAACUCAAUCUUCUUCAGUUCAGAAAAGAAGAUGGGGAAGAUGUUGGAACAUUUCAUGGUGUUUCGGAUCUCAAAAGCAAAGCAAAAGAAUUGGACACGCAGUUCUUGUUCCAGAGCCUAAUUCCUCAAGAACAGAACCUCCGACCACCACACACAUGUCACAACCAUCAUCAAUAGUCCUUCCGUUCAUUGCUCCUCCUUCAUCUCCGGCAUCCUUCCUCCAAUCAGAACCACCGUCUGCCACCCACUCCCCUGGCGGCUUCCUUUCCUUCACCUCUGUGUCCGCCAGCAUGUACUCACCUGGCGGCCCAGCCAACAUUUUUGCCAUUGGACCAUACGCACACGAAACCCAGCUGGUGUCACCGCCCGUUUUCUCCACUUACACCACCGAGCCAUCCACCGCGCCGUUCACACCGCCGCCGGAAUCCGUCCACCUGACCACCCCAUCCUCGCCGGAAGUUCCGUAUGCCCGGCUUCUCGGAUCUAGUAACCAAAACGAUGUUAUACCGUAUGAGUUUCAAUCUUAUCAGUUAUACCCCGGAAGCCCGAUGGGUAAUCUGAUAUCACCGAGCUCCGGAAUCUCAAAUUCCGGCAACUCGUCUCCGUUUCCGGACGGAGACUUUACUCGGGGCCCUGGCGGGCCCUACUUCCUUCAUGGCAAGGUUUAUCCUUGUCAAUGGGAAUCAAGACAGGGAUCCGAGGCUCUUACUCCGGAUCCCGUGGGUCCCAGGUCUCGCGAGGGUUUCCUGCUCACGAGUAUGGGACCAUCUUAUGGAACAAGAAACGAAGAUCAACAACAUUUAGUUGAUCAUAGGGUUUCGUUUGAGGUUACUCCGGAACAAGUUGUGAGAUGUGUGGAGAGGAGACGGUGUGCUGACGUGGCAAAUGGACGGGAUUCGCAUGGCGAUGACAUGGCAAAACAUCAGAGGCAUAGAUCAAAUACAACGCUUGGAUCUGUUAAAGAGUUCAACUUUGAUAGUACGGAUGGAGCCGAAUCGGAUUGGUGGACCAAUGAGAAAGUUCUUGGAAGGGAAAACGGGUCAAUCAAGAACUGGUCUUUCUUCCCGAUGAUGCAGCCAGGUGUCAGCUAAUGAUUGGACACCACCCGACAAGAAACCAAGAAACCAAGAAAUCAAGAAUCAAGAAUUAGAUAGUCAAUGACCCUUUUGGGGUUGGUGUUCCUACACAGAAAAGAACUCUUUUUUCUGCCUAAAAAGUGGCAUGGAAGUUGGAACUUUACUUUACCAUAUAUAUAUAUAUGUAAAAUAAAUAUGUUUUUUUUUUUUUUUUUUUUUUUUUUUUUUUGCGGGUAGUAGGGAAACUCGGCUCCGGUUCAAGAUUAAAACCUGUGAGCUCGGACAUGACUGUUGUAGCUCAUUGAGCAAACAUUGAUAACCUUCACAGUGAGUUUAGUCAUAUGAACAUGAUAAUUACAGAAAUGGUUUUCCUUCUAUUCAUGAUAUUUACUAAUUUCAUAUAUUAAUGUGACUUUGUUCGGUUUGAAAGUGGUUUGAAAGUUAUGAAUGUUUGAAGUCGUA